Rodentolepis nana is the source of this 2373-nucleotide messenger RNA. The record is from the annotation of a GenBank genome assembly. Lineage: Eukaryota; Metazoa; Platyhelminthes; Cestoda; Cyclophyllidea; Hymenolepididae.
UUGCAGAAACGUUAUCGUAAGGCAAGUCGUAAAUCUAGCAGUCACGAGGACGAAGAACCCUCAGAUGAGCUCCUUUACUGCAUAUGUAGAUCUUCUCGUGGUGACGGCUUUAUGAUUGCUUGCGAUAAUUGCGAAGAGUGGUUUCAUGGCGAAUGUGUAAAUAUUACAGCUAAGCAGUCGGAUUCCAUAAAGUCAUAUUACUGUCAAGCUUGUAGAGAUGAGAAUCCUGCAUUGCGGGUUAUUUAUCGAAACGAGAAUGCUAGCAGUCGCAAAACUCCGGGGAGUCGUCAAAAACCUACCGAAGUUCCCAGCAAUGUAAUCGAUGAAAUUGGCAAUCAUCACGACAGAUUUAAUACUAUUCCAUCGCGCAAAAGAAAUCGAAAAACCGCCCAACUCCCCCUAUCAAAGUCUCGUCGCGCCACCGAGGCAUCAGCCAAUCAAUUUGCAGAUUUCUCUGAUGGUGAAUUUGAAAUGGAUCAAUCACAGAUCGCUUCACCGUCUUCGAGUUAUUCUCAAUCUCAUCCUGGUCCUUAUCCUUCUCGUUCGAGAUAUGAACGCGCUACUCCUUCGAACUUGGAUAGUAUUGACCAUGUCGAUUUUCAUCAUUCCCAACAGAUACGCCGACUCCCUUUCACUCGCAAUGCUCGUUAUUCAGCGCCAUGUGGUGAAUGCGAGAGUUGUAAAACGAGGGGAAAUUGCGGUUCAUGUGAUGUCUGCAGAAGUCCCAAAUUCAAGCAGGGUCGAAGUCGGCAAUAUUGUAUAACAAGGAUGAAAAUGUGCCAAGCAAAUGGCAUUGAAUAUGCCCAGUCAUUGCGAAACUCCUCUCCUAGGGGUAGAUUAGGACCUCCCUGUGGAGAAUGUGGAAGUUGUAAGACUAAGAGCAACUGCGGUACCUGUGAAUUCUGCCGAAAUCCACGCGCGAAGCAGACGCGAAAUCGUCAAUUCUGUUUGUACAAAGCGAAAAUGUGUGUGACGAAUUGUGCCACAAGUCCAACAAGACAGUCAAGUAGAUAUCCCUCUGCCUGCCAUGAUGAUCUACAUGAUAUUGAAUUCGAUCCUACUUUUGAUGAGGAUUUUGGUCAAUCUCGCUACCUUUCCACAACACGGAAAGUACAAGGUGUUGUGGGAAGUAAAAUGCGACGCGGUGAUCAUUUACCAGGAGGAAGAUAUUCUAAUGAUCUCUCCUCCGUUUAUCCCUCAAGACGCACUGGCGCCGCCCAACAUCCGGACUUCUUUAUUGACAACGAUUUUCCCGAUGCUUUUGGUAUUUCACCAUCUACUUAUCGGAAUGGUUCUUCACGUUAUACUGGUCCGCAAGGUGAACUUGAACCCAGAAUAUUGCGUGCUGGACGGGGAGUCGUUGAUGCAUCUGCUGAUGCUCUCAGGUCAAUCGAAGGAGCUUUCGACUCAGAUGAAGAUGUUGUUCUACCCGAAAUGAAUGCCUGUGCAGGUCCUGCUUGUUCUAAACCUGCUCUUCAUGGCAAGUAUUGUUCUCAGGACUGCCGGUUACGCCAUGAAAGUGACAAUAUGAAUCGGACUCAUCCACGGUAUUCCAAUGCUUCAUCGAAAGAUCAAGUUGUGACCCCAUAUGGAUUACCAUACAUGGAUCACAUUUACUGUCGACAUCAUCGUAUGCUUGGCGCACAACAGCAACAACAGGUUUUUAACACUGAUAUACAAAUGGGUCUACAGCAGCAGGACAUCUACCCAGACGUCUAUACAAACUUUGGUGGCAAUCAGUCUGGUGUUAUAGAUUAUACCUACGACCCCUUAGCUGUCUCCACCCAGCCUGGUUAUAACCGCCGAAUGCCCGUAUCUGAUGAUUUCUUAUCUCUUGGUAACCACCACAUUCUUCACAGCAGGGGUGGUGGUUCUGUUGUGAGCCAUUCACGCAAAUUUACCGGUGCACAAUCCUCCCUUGUCGGUGGGAGUAGGAUGAUUACUCUUUCUGGGCGAAGGCAGAUUCGUUCUGGUGGCAGUGGUGUUGUUACUAGUGCAGAUGUCCUUUCUCCUCCCGUACCCCUAGACUCAAUCACUCCCACUAUGCAAUCUCUUCGUCUGUACAAUGGUCAUCCCGCAAUAGAGUUCCCUUCCGGAGAUACAGAGAGUGCAGCUGCCGCGGAGAUUUUGACCGCUGCAGAAGCAGGCGAUUUGAUGGGAGGCGUUGUUGAUGGGAGUUCACCUUCUGGUGUCGGUGGUAAUGGUGUGGAUGGCGCUAUUGCGUCAUCUACCUCGACUGCUGCUACUGUUGGUGCUGUUCCAGCUUUCAGACAAGGCGAGGAGUACUAUAUGAUGAACGAAAAUGAGAAUAUUGAAAUUAAUUGGCCAUCCUCUCCCAGUGGUGCUCCUACUGCAUCUGCGGGCACUUCCUAA